Messenger RNA from Cucurbita moschata (crookneck pumpkin), 1240 nucleotides. RefSeq names its product pantoate--beta-alanine ligase-like. Lineage: Eukaryota; Viridiplantae; Streptophyta; Magnoliopsida; Cucurbitales; Cucurbitaceae. Gene Ontology annotation, biological process: pantothenate biosynthetic process. The record is from RefSeq and is a predicted model, not a curated record. Bases 42 to 983 code for a protein of 313 amino acids. Gene Ontology annotation, molecular function: pantoate-beta-alanine ligase activity. The transcript has 4 exons.
AGAUUUCUGAACUCGGUGCGAAGUUGCUGUUCGAUUCUCCGAUGGCGGGGAAGGAGAAUCUGAAGAUCAUUACAGACAAGAACCAGAUGCGGACAUGGACGAGGGCCAUGAGAUCGCAGGGCAAAACCAUCGCCCUCGUUCCCACCAUGGGAUUCCUCCACGACGGCCAUCUCUCCCUAAUCGAAGAAGCUCACAAGCACACACACCUCGUCGUGGUCUCAAUCUACGUUAACCCUAGCCAAUUCGCCCCUUCCGAGGAUCUCUCGACCUAUCCUUCUGAUUUCGACGGCGACAUUCGGAAGCUCAUGGCUGUUCCUGGAGGUGUUGAUGCGGUUUUUCAUCCUUACAAUCUCUACGAUUAUGGAGUAGAAUCAGCUCGUUGCGGAAAUGGCGUCGUAUCUAAUGGAACGGCGGUGGUUUCUUGCUUGGAGGAGUCUGGAUCAGGGCAUGAGACAUGGGUGAGAGUCGAGCGUUUGGAGAAGGGGAUGUGUGGGGUAAGAAGGCCUGUUUUCUUCAGAGGAGUUGCUACCAUUGUUGCCAAGUUGUUCAAUAUUGUGGAGCCUGAUGUUGCUGUGUUUGGGAAGAAGGAUUAUCAGCAAUGGCGGAUUAUCAGGCGGAUGGUUCGAGAUCUUGAUUUUUCUAUAAACAUUGUGGGGUCUGAAAUCAUGCGCGAUGUCGAUGGUCUUGCAAUGAGUUCGCGCAAUGUCGGGCUCUCACUUGAAGAAAGACAAAAGGCAUUGUCUAUAAACAGGUCAUUGUCAAAAGCAAAAUCAGCAGCAGAAAGAGGUGAACUUAAUUGCAAAAGCUUAAAGAGCUUGGUUGUCGAUGAAAUACGGGAAGCCGGUGGAGAACUUGAUUACGUUGAGAUUGUGGAACAAGAGAGUUUGGAAGUGGUGGAGCAGAUCAAGAGUCCAGUUGUGAUCUUGAUAGCUGCCUGGUUUGGCAAAGUAAGGCUCAUAGACAACAUUGAAAUAAGCAUUUGAAUAUUUAGUUACUUCUCCUUCCUUCCUUCUGAUCAUCUUUUUGUACUUAUUUUAGUGUUUCCGAGCUACGAGGCUUACACGUAUACGCUUAGUGUGUUUGAAUAAAUAGGUCGAGGUUUAGGUAAAGCGGCCCAUAUUUCAUGUUUGUUCGGGUAAGACUGAUAGCAUAAGAACUUUAAACCACUUAAAUAGUCCAAACUCAAGGCUCCCCAAUGGAGAGCAAAAGAAUAAAGAAAAGUCUCAUACUUUAUGUCGAA